UUCAAAUUAAUUGACGUGCAACAAGAGCACACACACACACAUACACGCAUACAAACAUAGGAGAAAAACAACUACAAUUACCACGAGAUACAUAGCGAAAGUAAGGAAAAGUGAAGAAAAAAAGGCAAAAACAAAAACCAACACCAGAUUAACAAAAGCAUUGAAUAACAACGUCAGCGGCUUUCACCUUUUAAAUUGCCUCGCUUUCAGCAUUUUGGCCUUCCCGAGCGCUGCUUGGUUGCUAUUCUGCUGUACUGCUUUCUCCGUCAACAAAAAGUUUCACACCCUAGCCGCCUUCGCCGUCACUUCAACGUCGCCUGUCACAACAAACACAUAGCCACGCACACACACACGAACACAAAUAAAGCGUCAUGAUAACACGGCUGUACAACACCGAGGAGGACCCUGCCCUUUGUUCGUUAAUUUGGGGCAGAAACUUGAGUGUGUCGAGUGCAAAUGGACAAAUCGAUGAAGAUGGUGGUGAGACAACGAUUGUUGGUAGUGUUGUCGGCGCCCAACCCACACUUUAUAGCGCACACAGCAGUUUUGGCAUAAGCAGCGCAGGCGGUGGCGGCAGCGGCAGUGACGGCGGCAUUAGUGCAGGCGCCGAGACGGAUGUAGUCAUUGGCAGCGCUGCGGUGAGUGUUGGUGGUGGCAGCGGCAGCAGUAGUUUGCGUGAUGAUUUUUUCAUUGCCAACGAGUUUUCUGAGGAUCCACGCACGGAAGCAUUACGUGCGUACUCGUACGGCAUCAUUUUGCCAAUAAUCUGUGCACUUGGCAUUCUCGGCAAUGUCCUUAAUUUGGUGGUAUUGACGCGAAGAAAUAUGCGCGGAACGGCUUAUAUUUACAUGAGAGACUAG
This is a messenger RNA of Anastrepha obliqua, 860 nucleotides long. RefSeq lists its product as uncharacterized. The transcript is spliced from 3 exons. The coding region runs from base 372 to 860 and encodes 162 amino acids. Lineage: Eukaryota; Metazoa; Arthropoda; Insecta; Diptera; Tephritidae. The record is from RefSeq and is a predicted model, not a curated record.